This is a messenger RNA of Poeciliopsis prolifica (blackstripe livebearer), 1781 nucleotides long. It is a transcript of the gene tmprss13a, whose product is annotated as transmembrane serine protease 13a. Lineage: Eukaryota; Metazoa; Chordata; Actinopteri; Cyprinodontiformes; Poeciliidae. The transcript has 13 exons. Gene Ontology annotation, biological process: proteolysis. The coding region runs from base 167 to 1648 and encodes 493 amino acids. Gene Ontology annotation, cellular component: membrane. The record is from RefSeq and is a predicted model, not a curated record. Gene Ontology annotation, molecular function: serine-type endopeptidase activity.
AUGUUUCAGUUUGUUGAAAAUCCAACUUCACGUAAAACGGAGAAAGACGAACAGUGGAGUUUAAUGUUUCACCACCAUGUUCUGACUGCUGCUGUAACAGAGUUAACCUGGUUGUGAAAAAGCUCCACCCACUUGCUUUUACAUUGUUGUUGCUGUCCCAAAUCCAAUGGCAAAGAGAGAUGUGGACGCACCUCCUCCUCCCUACUACUCUCUUGGUCUACACACUCAGCCCCCCCUCAGACCAUAUGAAGAAGUGGUGUAUGGCUCUAACCCAGGGCUGACACUCCCAAACCAGCCCCGUUAUAUCCCCCAGUAUCCCCCACCCAUUGUUCCGCCCCCAGUCACUGCACCCAGUUCAUUGCCUAAGAAGAAACAGAACUCCUGUGGAAACCAGGCUCAGUUCUUCAAGGCGGCAGCGGCGGCUCUGCUGGUGCUUACUCUGCUGGGAGUUGCUAUAUGGCUUGGAGUUUAUUAUGGCACCAAGGCAUUAGCGGACACAGACGAUGAUGAUGAUGACAACAGCAAAGAAGAUCUUGACAAAGAAAAUGUUUGGCUUCAGCUUGACACCUGCCCCAACGACACUGUCCCGUGUGAUGCGACCAAAGACUGCCAACUGGGCUCCGACGAAACAAACUGUGUGCGAUUCGGAGAAAGCAACAGCCUGGAGGUGAAAACAGCCCAAGAUACACGCUUCCUACCAGUGUGUUACAGUGGCUGGAACAAGGAUUAUGCUGACCGUGUCUGCUCACAGCUCGGAUUAAGACAGUCUUAUUUAAGUGGAGAAAUUGAUUCCAAUCCAUCCAUGGCUUUAAAACUGACCAGCAAUCCACCUUCUCUUAUUCAGGGUCUCUUAACUACCAGCUCUUCCUGUCCAAACAAGAAGAUCGUAUCCCUGCAGUGUGUGGACUGUGGUAAACAGCCGUCUACAUCCCGGAUCAUCGGGGGCACUGUGGCUAAAUCGGGUCAGUGGCCUUGGCAGGUGUCGCUUCAGUUCAAAGGAUCCCACGUCUGUGGUGGUGUCCUGAUCUCACCGGAUUUUGUGCUGACCGCUGCUCAUUGUUUCCCUGAGGAGUAUCGCUCUGCUGAAAACUGGAAAGUGUAUGCUGGAAUUGUGUCUCUGGAUAAACUAACUCAGCCCUACCUGGUUCAGAAGAUCAUACUCAGCGAGAUCUACAACAGCAGGACCAGUGACCACGAUGUAGCUCUUCUUAAGCUUACAUCUCAAGUUACUUUUAACGAUAAUGUUCAGCCAGCCUGCCUUCCACUCAAUGGCCAGGACUUUCCACAGGGAACCAGGUGUUGGACGUCUGGUUUUGGCAGUACUAGUGAAGGAUCAGGAAAGCCCUCAAAGGACCUAAUGGAAGUGAAUGUGGAUAUCAUUGGCACAAAUGUGUGCAAUGCCGCAUCAGUAUAUGGAGGUGCAGUGACCAGGAAUAUGAUUUGUGCUGGGACAUUGGAAGGAGGCAAAGAUUCCUGUCAGGGUGACAGUGGAGGACCUUUGGUGUGUAAAGCAGACAGUCGUUGGUACCUGGUGGGGCUCACCAGCUGGGGAUCAGGUUGUGGUGACGUAAACAAGCCUGGUGUCUACACCAGAGUGAGCGCUGUUCUGCCUUGGGUCUACAGCAAAUUGCAGCAAGUGAAACCUUAAUAUCUCCUGCACGUCCAGCCAAGUUAAUGAAGUCUGCACCGCAAACUUGUGUUUGAUGAAGAAAUUGCAACACUGUGAUGAGAAGACAUUAUAGAGUGAAAAUUGUCAUAUAAAAAGUUACAUGUUGGUUUAC